ACUCGCUCGGCGGCUGCGGAGCUUGCGGGACUUGGGCGGCGGCGGCGCCUCGGGCUCCUGGCGCGGGCACCUCUAGGCAGACACCAUGAGGCGAGUGGUACGACAGAGCAAGUUCAGACACGUUUUUGGCCAGGCUGUGAAAAAUGACCAAUGCUAUGAUGACAUCCGGGUCUCCCGAGUCACCUGGGAUAGCUCCUUUUGUGCGGUCAACCCCCGAUUUGUUGCCAUCAUCGUAGAAGCUAGUGGGGGCGGGGCAUUCCUCGUGCUGCCCUUGCACAAGACUGGUAGAAUCGACAAAUCCUACCCAACAGUAUGUGGCCACACGGGACCCGUGCUCGACAUCGACUGGUGUCCACACAACGACCAGGUCAUUGCCAGCGGCUCGGAGGACUGCACAGUGAUGGUGUGGCAGAUCCCAGAAAACGGACUCACCCUUUCCCUGACGGAACCCGUGGUGAUUUUGGAAGGCCAUUCUAAGCGGGUUGGCAUAGUGGCUUGGCAUCCAACCGCACGCAAUGUUCUGCUCAGCGCAGGUUGUGAUAACGCUGUCAUCAUCUGGAACGUGGGGACGGGGGAAGCCCUCAUAACCCUGGAUGACAUGCACUCGGACAUGAUCUAUAACGUGAGCUGGAACAGAAACGGGAGUCUCAUAUGCACGGCUUCCAAAGACAAAAAAGUGAGAGUGAUCGACCCCCGCAAGCAGGAGAUUGUGGCUGAAAAGGAAAAGGCACAUGAAGGAGCUCGGCCCAUGAGAGCCAUCUUCCUAGCGGACGGCAACGUCUUCACCACCGGUUUCAGCCGCAUGAGUGAGCGGCAGCUCGCCCUCUGGAACCCGAAAAACAUGCAGGAGCCCAUCGCCCUUCAUGAAAUGGACACCAGCAAUGGCGUCUUACUGCCCUUCUAUGACCCUGAUACCAGCAUCAUCUACUUAUGUGGGAAGGGUGACAGCAGCAUCCGCUACUUCGAGAUCACGGAUGAAUCCCCCUACGUCCACUACCUCAACACUUUCAGCAGCAAAGAGCCGCAGAGGGGCAUGGGCUACAUGCCCAAGAGAGGGCUUGACGUCAACAAAUGUGAGAUUGCUAGAUUCUUCAAACUCCAUGAGAGGAAGUGUGAGCCCAUCAUCAUGACUGUUCCCAGGAAGUCUGACCUUUUCCAGGAUGACCUGUAUCCAGACACGGCGGGACCGGAGGCCUCUCUGGAGGCGGAGGAGUGGUUUGAGGGCAAGAAUGCCGACCCGCUCCUCAUUUCCCUGAAACACGGCUACGUUCCUGGCAAGAACCGCGACCUCAAGGUGGUCAAGAAGAACUUGCUGGACAACAAGCCCGCGGUCAACAAAAAGGGGGGCCUGAUAGGCCCCGCCAAGGGAAUGGCUGACGGCGUUGGGGCCAUGCAAAAUGAAGCCAAGUUGGAUGAGAUCCUGAAGGAGAUCAAGUCCAUCAAAGACACGAUCUGCAAUCAAGACGAGCGCAUUUCCAAGUUGGAGCAGCAGAUGGCGAAGAUAGCCGCGUGAAGGCCCAAGAGUCGGGAAAGUGGGCGGGAGGCGGGAGGCGUGGGAGACUGCCAGCCAUCGGUCACCUUCCCCGCGCACAGGGAGCCGCCAUUUAAAAAGGGGAGCUUUUUUAUCAAAAGCCUUUCUGAUGUUUUAAGUGUUCCGUGACUGUUUGUUGAACUUAAAAGAAACAAAAAAAAAGUGCUACUUUUAAAGUUCCAGAUAUUCUGAAUUUUGGAAACCAAACCAUUCAGAUUCAGUGUUGUGCCCGGCCUCUUUUUAGCAUUAUCGUUGUCGUUGUCGUUGCAGAAUAGGGACCAAUGGAUGCCACGUCGCUCUUUAGAGUUUGUUUUUUUAAACUUGCCAAAACCAAAAGUAGCUUUUUUCCCUCUGUAUUUUGCUACUUUGCAGUAUUUGUGUGUGUGUAUUUUUCCUUAAUUUGAAAGGGACAGCACUGUGUAUGUUUAUAAAAUGAAGAUAAAAUAUUAUUUUAUAUAAACAUUCAUCUUAGAACAAUCAGAGCAGUAGCCACUUUGUGCUGCCUCGUCUGUGGCACGAAGGGAGUCGGGGAAGGACUUGGCGAAAGGAAGCUGGGAGCAGUCCCAAGGGUUGCCUGGCCCGCCCUCCCGGCCUCCCCCCUGGGCUCCUGGGAUGGGCCUCUUCUCGUUGCCCUCGGGGGAAGCCAGCCAUUCCCCCUUCUCCUGCUCCCUCCUGCUGUAGACGCGGGGUGGGUGGUCCCAGGCCUUGGGCUCUCGGGCGGCGGCUCUGUCCAGACUGGUGCAGGUGCUGGCAUCUUGACCGUUUCUUACUUGAAGCAUCAUGUUUUCAGGUUCGGGGCUAGCGCCUGGCAGGCGUGGGCGCCCCAGGACGAGGAUGUGGGCGAGCGGCGACCCUGCGCCGCCUGCCCAGUGCUUGGGCACCGACCACACAAAACUCGAAGGGGAGCUUGGAUCCUGUAGUCUUGACUUUUCUGUUGUUUGCUGUCUUGCUCUGAUGCCGUGCCAGAGGGAGAAAUUGUCUUUUCACUCCCUGAGCGCCCUUCCCUUUGCUAAGUCCACACAUACAAGUUACUGUACUCAGGGCCCCCUCCCCCUGCAUUUUGUUCUCCCUCCCUCUAUUUCAAACAGACUUCCCAUUAAGCUUCUGAGAUCCGUGGAGAUGGUGCUUGAUGCAUGUCAGAGCAAGUGGUCGGUGACACGAGUGAGAAAGUGGCUGAGCCCGGUGAGGCCCCUUCUGCCCUUCCCCCCCACCCGGGGCCGCCCUUCCUGCCCCCCAGCCCUGCAUGCCUGCAUGAGCCGGCACACUCAGCCUUUCCGGGGGGGGCAGGCUCAGGCAGCGGGGACCCGGCCUCGAUCAUCUGUCUCAUGGCGUGGGGAGCCGGGCUUCUGCAGAAGGACUGAGUGUCUCAGGUCGGACCUGGAAAGUCUGCGGGUGGGGCGGCAAAGGGAGCUUCGGUGGGGCGGCAAAGGGAGCUUUGGGGGCGCUGGCGGGGUGGGGGCUGUGGGGAUGGGCCAGGGCGUCGUCCCCCGUUUGUACGGAAGUGGCCGAUGGGGUGUGUGAGAGGGAAGCAGUCUGUGGAGCGACUGGGGUGCGGAGAGGUGCCUGCUGUUUCUGGGCCUGGCCCGGUCAGCCUGGGGCCCGGGCCCGAUGCCCGCCGGGCAGGGAGCUCGAGGGAACGUGGUUCUGAGGUGCGAAGAGGGCAAGGAAAAGUCACUCUGAUUUUCAUUUGUUGCUUGUAUCUUAUUUAAGUGAAUGGAUGCCUAACUAGGCACAAACAGUCAGUGCCUGAAGCUGGGGGGCAGGAGAGGAGUGCGCGGGGAUGGCUGGUUGUUUGUUUUCUUAAGUCGUGAUAGCCCAGAGGAGAACCCGUGAAUUAUUCCACGAUCGGCUCUUAUAGAGCGGCCAUAGUAUUCUGUCAAAAUAUUUGCUUCCAUUUUCAACGAUAAAAUCAUUGAUUACAAAA
Messenger RNA from Sarcophilus harrisii (Tasmanian devil), 3455 nucleotides. RefSeq names its product coronin 1C (gene CORO1C). Gene Ontology annotation, biological process: actin filament organization; neural crest cell migration. The record is from RefSeq and is a predicted model, not a curated record. The coding region runs from base 86 to 1513 and encodes 475 amino acids. Gene Ontology annotation, molecular function: actin filament binding. Lineage: Eukaryota; Metazoa; Chordata; Mammalia; Dasyuromorphia; Dasyuridae. The transcript is spliced from 11 exons.